Molecule: messenger RNA, 3298 nt
Organism: Ziziphus jujuba (common jujube)
Lineage: Eukaryota; Viridiplantae; Streptophyta; Magnoliopsida; Rosales; Rhamnaceae
Product: probable LRR receptor-like serine/threonine-protein kinase At1g67720
Exons: 15
Coding region: 160-2952 (930 amino acids)
Biological process (GO): protein phosphorylation
Molecular function (GO): protein binding; protein kinase activity; ATP binding
Source: RefSeq, a predicted model, not a curated record
ACACAAACUCAUCAAUCAAAAAAAAAGUGAAAGGUAAGAGUAAAGAUAUGUUGACAUGUUCAAGCUAACAAACAGUAUUGAUUUCAUCACUCACAGAAAUUCUAAAGCAUUUGAAAAAUAAAAUUCAGAACCAAUAUUGGUUUGUCUUCCUCAUCCUCAAUGGGUUUAUAUUUUCACCACCUGUUUAUUUUUCUUUUCCUUGUACCUUCUGUUGUGUGCCAAAUUAAAGAUUUUAUCAGCAUAGACUGUGGAGGUACCAGCAAUUACACAGACAAAAGUACAGGUUUAAUAUGGAUUUCAGACGUGGGAAUCAUGAGCCAGGGCUCAUCAGUAGAGGUAGAAAAUCCACAAGGAAACUUGGUGCAAUAUCAAAGACGCAGAGAGUUUCCAGUAGACAACAAGAAGUAUUGCUACACUCUGAGAACCCAGGAGAGAAGGAGGUAUCUAGUACGGGCAACAUUUCUGUAUGGAAGCCUGAAAGACGAAGAGACAUACCCGAAAUUCCAGCUCUAUUUGGAUGCGACUCAGUGGUCUACGGUGACCAUAUUUGAUGCUUCAAGGACAUAUGUGAACGAAAUGAUUAUCAGGGCACCGUCAGAUUCCAUUGAUGUUUGCCUUUGCUGUGCAACAACUGGGUUUCCAUUCAUUUCCACUGUUGAACUUCGUCCUCUGAAUCUUUCUAUGUAUGCCACAGAUUUUGAGGAUAGUUUCUUCUUGGAAGUAGCAGCUAGAGUAAACUUUGGUGCUCUAACCAAAGAUGUCUUAAGGUACCCAGAUGAUCCUUAUGACAGAUUUUGGGAUUCAGAUCUUGAUAAACGGCAAAAUUAUUUAGUAGGGGUCGCUCCUGGAACAGAGAGGAUUCAAACUUCGAGAAAUGUAGAAACAAAGUUUAAGGAAUUCCCACCUGUUAAAGUAAUGCAAACUGCCGUGGUUGGCACAAAAGAAAGGAUUAGUUACAGAUUGAAUUUGGAAGGUUUUCCUGGAAAUGCUCGAGCUUAUGCAUAUUUUGCAGAAAUUGAAGACUUGGGUCCAAAUGAGACCAGGAAGUUCAAAUUGGAGGAACCUUAUAUACCUGACUACAGUAAUGCAGUUGUCAAUAUUGCUGAGAAUGCCAAUGGAAGCUACACUCUUUAUGAACCCAGCUAUAUGAAUGUGAGUUUGGAGUUUGUUCUCUCAUUUGCCUUUGUUAAGACCCCGGAUUCUACUCGAGGGCCGCUUCUAAAUGCGAUGGAAAUAUGUAAAUAUGUAAAGAUUGCUGCAAAGACUGAAAGGCAAGAUUUGGCUGUUGUCAACGCCUUUCGCUUCAUGUCUGCUGCAAGUGAGUCUAGCAAUGAAGGUGAUCCUUGUGUUCCAACUCACUGGGAUUGGGUGAAUUGUAGCUCCACUGUACCACUGAGAAUUACCAAAAUUGACCUCUCAGGAAAAGAUGUGAAGGGUGCAAUCCCAUCUGAAAUCAACAACUUGGAUAGUUUGACAGAGUUAUGGUUGGAUGGUAACUCUAUUACAGGACCACUCCCUGACAUGAGUAAUCUUAUCAAUUUAAAGAUCCUGCAUCUAGAGAACAACAGAUUGACUGGUUCUUUGCCUUCUUACCUGGGCAGUCUGCCAAGCUUACAAGAACUGUACAUACAGAAUAACUCUUUCAGCGGAGAGAUUCCUUCAGGAUUAUUAAGUGGGAAAGUCGUUUUUAGAUAUGAGGAUAAUCCCAGCCUACACAAGGGGACACAAAGUAAGAACCAUGUUAAGCUCUUAGUUGGAACUUCAGUGGGGGUACUUGUGCUUGUAUCAGUUCUAUUCUUGGGAAGUUUGCUAUUGUUUCGUAAUAUUCGGAAAAAAGCAUCUCAUGGAAAAGGUGAUGAAAAAGGUGACUCUAUGAGAGUCAGCACCAAGCCUUCAACUCCCUAUUCAAUUUCCAGAGGUGGGCUUUUGAUGGAUGAAGGCAUAGCUUGCUACUUCACACUCUCUGAGCUGGAAGAAGCCACUAAUAAUUUUUCAAGGAAAAUUGGCAAAGGAAGUUUUGGAUCUGUUUAUUAUGGAAAGAUGAAAGAUGAAAAAGAGGUGGCCGUUAAGAUCAUGGCAGAUUCAUCUAGCCAUGGGGACCAGCAAUUUAUGACUGAGGUAGCCCUCUUGUCAAGGAUUCAUCAUAGGAAUUUGGUUCCUUUAAUUGGAUACUGUGAAGAAGAAAAUCAACGUAUUCUUGUUUAUGAGUAUAUGCACAAUGGAACACUGAGGGAUCACAUACAUGGUAUCAACCAGAAGCGCUUAGACUGGCUAGCUCGCCUUCGUGUUGCUGAAGAUGCAGCUAAAGGCCUUGAGUACUUACACACUGGAUGCAACCCCAGUAUCAUCCACCGGGACGUGAAAACAAGCAAUAUUCUCCUUGACAUCAAUAUGAGGGCAAAAGUGUCUGAUUUUGGGCUGUCAAGGCAAGCUGAGGAAGAUUUAACCCAUAUAUCAAGUGUGGCACGAGGAACUGUAGGCUACCUAGACCCUGAGUACUAUGCUAGUCAGCAACUGACUGAAAAAAGUGAUGUCUAUAGUUUUGGGGUUGUUCUACUUGAGCUGAUUUCAGGAAGAAAGGCUGUCUCGAAAGAAGACUAUGGUGCUGAAUUGAACAUUGUUCACUGGGCAAGAUCUUUAAUUCGAAAAGGGGAUGUGAUAAGCAUCAUAGAUCCUUUUAUAGCAGGAAAUGUGAAAACAGAAUCCAUAUGGAGAAUUGCUGAAGUUGCAAUCCAAUGUGUUGAACAACAUGGAGUUUCAAGACCAAGAAUGCAGGAAAUAAUCUUGGCUAUACAAGAUGCUAUCAAGAUUGAGAGAGGAACUGAAGGCAAUGAAAAAUUAUCUUCUGGUAGUUGGAAAGCACAGUCGUCUCGAAAAACUUUACUAACAAGCUUUCUUGAAAUCGAGAGCCCUGACUUAUCAAAUGGUUGCUUAGUCCCAUCUGCAAGAUAAAUUCUAUGCCAUCACCGCCACCACCACCACCACCACCAAAGAUUUGAAGAUGUGGAAGUAAUAUAUGGUGGUCCUCGAUCAUAUGAAAUACUGUUUUGCUUCUAACACACAUGAACACUAGCUUUUCUCAUACAAGAAUUGCAAUGCUUUUGCUAAGUAUAAAAUAUGAACCAGCCAGAAAAAUCAGCUUUCUUUCUUUCUGUUUGGACAUAGGAAAAUCAGCUUUAUUUGCUAGUUGAAGUUGGACAUGCAUAUUUUGGUUUGUAGUUUGCUGUAAAUCUGUUCAACUUAUAUGUAGCAAAUUAAGCCAAGCCAAGUUGUUUAUAAUUACAGUUGGUUUUGGAAA